AUGAAUAAAAAUGGGAAUAUUUAUUCAAUUAAAAAAGGUAAAGACGAAUUUUGUGUUCUUUUUUUAUAUAAUAAUAUUGAUAACAAUAAUAACAAUGACAAUAAUAAUAAUAACAUUAAUAAUAAUUAUAAUAAUAAUAAUAGUAAUAAUUUUAAUAAUAAUAAUAACUUUAAUAAUAAUAAUAAUAAUUUUAAUAAUAAUUAUAUUUAUAAUAAUAACAAUAACUUUAAUAAUAAUAAUAAUAAUAAUAAUAAUAAUAACAAUAACUUUAAUAAUAAUAAUAAUAAUUUUAAUAAUAAUUAUAUUUAUAAUAAUAAUAAUAAUAAUAAUAAUAAUAGUUUUAAUAAUAAUAAUUUAUAUAAUAAUUAUAAUAAUUAUAAUAAUAAUAACAAUAUUUAUAGUUUUAAUAAUAAUAAUAUAAAUAAUAAUUAUAAUAAUUUUAGUAACAAUAAUAAUAAUAAUUAUUAUAAUUAUAAUGACAAUAACAAUUUUAAUAUUUUUAAUAAUAUUAUAUAUAAUAACAAUGAUAAUUUUAAUAAUUAUAAUAACGAUAGCUAUAAUGAUGGUAGUUUAAAUUUAGAUAACAUCUACUCCAAAACCAGAGACAACAAAUGUAGAAAUGGAGUAAGAUAUUUACCAUCUCGCUUUUUUAAAGAGACCUCAAUAGAACCACAAGAGAGAACAGCCCCACAUCUUAAUCCUUCAACCCCAGCCCCAAAUAAUAUAAAUAACAAUAAUAAUAAUAUAAACAAUAGUAACAAGACAUUAGAGUCGGAUGUAUUAUUAUUAGAAAUAAUAAGAAAGGAUAAAGAAAAAACUGAAAGGGAAAAAUCAGUAAAAGAACUCAGAAAUGAAUUGAAAAAAUUAGAAAGAGAAAUUCAAGAAACUGAACGUUCCGAAAGAUCAGCAAGAGAAAGGGAACGUUUAGAAAAUUUUGAAAUAGAAAGAAGAGAAAGAGAAAGAAGAGAAAGAGAAAGAAUUGAAAGAGAAAGAUUUGAAAGAGAAAGAAUUGAAAGAGAACAAAGAGAAUGGGAACGUACCCAAAAUUUAUUAAGAGAAAGAGAACUACAAGAAAGGGUACGUAGAGAACAUCUUGGAAGAGAAAGAAUGGAUGUUGAACAGCCAGAAAGACAACAACCUAGAAGACAACCAAGAGAAACAGAAAGAAUGCAAAUAGAGCAUUCACAAAGACAACCAACAGAAAUCGAAACAAUGUCAAUAGAGCGUCCACAAAGACAACAACCAGAAAGAGAAACAAUGCAAAUCGAGCAUCCAAAUAGACAACCAGAAAGAAUGCAAACACACCAACCAGAAAGACAACAACCAAUAAGACAGGCAAGAGAAAGUACCCAAAAUGUAUCAAGACAAAGAAUGGAAGUAGAUCAUUCAGAAAGGGUACAAAGAGAAAACUAUUUAAGACAACAACUACUAAGACAAAGAGAUCAACAAGCAAGAGAAAGUACCCAAAAUGUAUCAAGACAAAGAAUGGAAGUAGAUCAUUCAGAAAGGGUACAAAGAGAAAAUUAUUUAAGAGAACAAUUAUUAAGACAAAGAGAUCAACAAUCAAGAGAAAGUACCCAAAGAAGAAAUAGAAGAACAUAA
Dictyostelium purpureum is the source of this 1602-nucleotide messenger RNA. RefSeq lists its product as uncharacterized. The record is from RefSeq and is a predicted model, not a curated record. The coding region runs from base 1 to 1602 and encodes 533 amino acids. The transcript is spliced from 2 exons. Lineage: Eukaryota; Evosea; Eumycetozoa; Dictyosteliales; Dictyosteliaceae.